Armigeres subalbatus is the source of this 5586-nucleotide messenger RNA. RefSeq lists its product as uncharacterized. Gene Ontology annotation, molecular function: zinc ion binding. NCBI's taxonomy places the organism in Eukaryota, Metazoa, Arthropoda, Insecta, Diptera, Culicidae. The record is from RefSeq and is a predicted model, not a curated record. Gene Ontology annotation, cellular component: nucleus. The transcript is spliced from 9 exons. Bases 147 to 5435 code for a protein of 1762 amino acids.
GUCUUCUUUUCCCGAAACAAUUUUCUGUCAACAAACUGAAAAAGUCGAAGACGAAAAAAAUACGAAUUUCCUUUCGUAGUUCAAUAUUUCGCAUAAUUUUAGUUUACUGCUGUAUAUUAUCGUAAUAAAAUAAACGUUCAUCCAAAAUGAUGCAAGCGGAGUCAAAACCAGCCAAUUUGGAGCCGCGGUGCCGUCUGUGCUUGCAGUGUAUCCAAAUUGACGACGGACUCGACCGGUAUGUCGAUAUUUUUGCAGAGAAUGAAACCCUCUCUCUCAAGAUCCGGGACUGCGUCGGAGUGUUUGUUUCACCGGAGGACAGCAUCCGAACGGUGUGCACCAAUUGUCAGCAGACGAUUUGCUUGAUCGAUGACUUCCGGACGCUGUGUCGCCAAGCGGAAGAAAUUUACGAAUCGGUGAAGAUUGACUGUAAGGAUGGGAACAAUUGGGGACGCUAUCGUGAGCAUGUGGAUGAGCUGCGUUUGCUGGUACAGCAGCACAAGGAUGUGAUCAACGAGCAUAUGGUUGAGUAUGAGGUGGGUCUGGAGGGCGCUGAAAAGAAUUCGAUUUCCAAUGCCUUUGCUCCCAUAGUGGAAGUGAAGGAAGAACUGGAUUAUGAUGUAGAGUGGGAACCAGGGCCGAUGAUUGAAGAGUUCUUGGAAAUUAAACCUAAUAUAAAUUCAGGAUUGCUUAAGGAGGAACAGAAAAAUGAUGACAGUUCGGACGAAAAUGGCAGUGGAUAUGAUGAAUAUAGCAGGAGACUGUCCAUCGGAACAAAACUUGCCAUUGCUGAGGAAAUAAAGAAAAAUCAGAUCAUUUGGGACACGUCACUGGCAAGCUCGGCAAAAAUGAUCGAGAAAACAUGGAAAACUAUUGCCAGUAAGUUUGAAAUGGAUGAAAAGGUUAUCAAAAACCACUGGAGACAGCUUCAGGGCUUCUACCGGAUCAAUCGCAACCGCAAGCCAAAUAAUUCCCAGUCGAAUGUGAAAUUCUGCAAAUUGAUGGAAGUUUUGCAUUAUAUGAGAGGGCAGGAUAGCGACGAAGACAAUUCUGAUGAAUCUGAUACAGGGCAGAGAAAAUCUGGAAAGGAUGAGGAAAGCCCUCGAUCUGCUAGAUGCAGGAAAUCGUGUGAUAAUUCGGUGACCAGCUCGCGUCGGAGGCGGAAGUUGACGAAGAUGAUAUACGAUAACGAGAUUCUAUGGAAUCGGAAGCAUGCUGACUUUCCUAGUAACGCUUUGAAGGACGAUGUAUGGGACAGCAUUGCGAAGGAGAUGAAUGUGACACGAGAUAAGGUCAAGUAUGGGUGGAAAUGCUUGCGAGAUUUGUAUCGAGGCCGAAUUAAACGAGUUAUUCGAGGACAGUUAAACCGCGACGCUCAGAUUCUGCAAGAUCCACUCUUCAAAAUGUUGGACGAAAUGUGUGCCGAUAACAUGAGGAUCGGGUCAACUCCGACUGUUUCAAUAAAAACUUUAAUUCAACAUGAAUCAGAUUCCAAUGACGCUGACGAUGCAGUAGUAGAGAAUGAUCGUAACGAAAAUCCCAUUCCAAACGAGUCAGCGGAAGAAUCCGAAGAUGAGCUAGAAGGCGGGACCGAUAUCAAGCAAGAGAUCGAAUCAAACUCAAAUUAUGAAUUUCAAAUAACGUUUGCUCAAGAAGUGCUGACACUUUUGAAGAAUGAUAGUUCUACAUCUUCUUGUUUGUGGGAGCAGGCCGGCGUGAAUCUUGAACUGGAUUCGGACACCGCUAAGGCACAUUGGAAUGAAAUGAGACAGACUUAUAUGGAUAAUAUGAAUCGCCUCAGUAACGCCAGUCUCUUGACGCGUCUUAAACUGCAUAGCUGUUCAUUGUUUAUUCUUAUGAAUCUAAUUGUUCCCAAGCUAGAAGGAUUUGAACCGUAUAUUGUUCCAUUGGGUGAAGACAGUAUAAACGAGAGGAAGAAAUUACCAAUUGACAUUAGAGUUCCCCUCGUCAUGGAGAUUAAGAAGUAUCCGGAAAUUUGGAACCCAGCUAUGUCCAGUUCUUCGCACAUGGUGGAGUUAAUCUGGAGGAACAUCGGUGACAAGUUCCUAAUGGAUUUGGAUGUUGUUAGGUACCACUAUAAGGCGUUACAGGGUUUGCUGCGGUCCCACCGCAGACGAGAAAGAAAUGGGCUCAACAUUCGAUCGAACGCAGACAAAAGGUAUCGCAAGUUGAUUCAAAUGCUGCGAAGUAUGCGCUCAAAAGCUGGGAAUCAGGAUGAAGAUGAAGCACCUGACAGACAAAACGAUGAUCUGGAAGAGGAAGAUGCUGUGGAAGACACACCCGUUAAAAGCAAACCAAAAACUAAAUCGAAACAACUUUCUGGCGCGGCAUUCACUCGUGAUACUCAAAGAAUAGCAUUAGCUCGGUUUGUAUACAAGCACCCAUACCUUUGGGACAAGAAACAUGCAGAUUUCAAUAACUGUAUCUUAAAGGAUAAAAAAUGGGACGUCAUUGCUGCCCGAAUGGAAGUCACACGGGAUGAGAUCAAAUAUGCGUGGAAGUGUUUACGGGAUUUGUACCGCAGUCGACUGAAACGCGUUAUCAGCGGCAAAUUAUCCACCACUGCUCCGCUAUUGCGAGAUCCACUUUUUAAACUGUUGGACGUGAUGUGUUCGGAUAAUAUGAAGAUUGGCUCAACUCCAGUGGCAAUAAAAAGCUUACUAUCACAUGAAUCGGAAUCGAACGAUAUCAUGGAUGAGUCCACAGAGGAAGGAUUUGUCGUUCCUACUUGUAUUAUAGAAGAACCGGAUGUAGAGUCAGAUGAAGAGAUUGAAUAUGAAAUCGAUAUCAAGCAAGAGCAGAUUGAACCAACCGCGAGACCUUCUUCCUCAAACUAUGAUCUCCAUGUUACGUUUGCUCAACUAGUGCUGGAACUUAUAAAUCAAAAUACUUCCAGUUCUACCAGUUCUGCUUGCUUGUGGAAGAAAGCGGGUGAAAUACUGGAACUGGAUCCUGCCACCGCAAAAGCCCGCUGGAACGUCAUGAAGCAGAACUAUAUGGACAACAGAACUCGUCUCAUCAAAGGUGAUCUAAUGACGCGGCUGCGGUUGGACAAAUGUUCAUUGUUCAACCUCAUGAAUCAGAUUGUUCCGAUACUUGAAGAUUUGGAGCCGUAUGUGGCCCCGCCAGAGGAAAUCAAUUUGGUGGAAAGGAGAAAACUACCGAUUGGACUCAAAAUUGCCAUCGCCACGGAGGUUCAAAAGUAUCCGGAAAUUUGGAACCCAACGUUGGCUUGCUCCUCCAAUAAGGCGGAAACGAUCUGGAACAUUAUUGGAGUCAAAUUUGAAAUGGAUAAAGAUAUCGUGCGGAACCAUUUCAAAACGAUGCAGGGUUUACUUCGAAAUCACCGCCGACGAGAAAGUGAAGGACUCAUCGUUGAAGCGAACGUUGACAAGAAGUACCGCAAAUUGAUAGAAAUACUGGAAAGUAUGAGCGUACGUAAUAGUGACCAGAACGAAGCAACAAAUGAAGAGGAGCAUCAAGACGAUUCAGAAGAGGACAGGGCCACAGUUGGAUCACGAAAAAUGCCAAACAAAGCGAUUGGCAUGGCCUGUACUAGCAGUUCCAAAAGAAUGCAAUUGGCUCAGUUUGUACACCGGCACGAGUAUCUUUGGAACCAGAAACAUCCAGACUUUGGCAAUUGCGUGCUCAAGGACCAGAAAUGGGAUGUGAUAGCUGCCAGAAUGAAAAUAACACGCGAGGAAGUCAAAUAUGCGUGGAAGUGUUUGCGCGAUUUGUACCGCGGUCGAAUGAAACGUGUAUUCAGCGGGAAAUUGGCCACCACUGCUCCGCUUCUAAGGGAUCCACUUUUCAAACUGCUGGACGAAAUGUGCACUGAUAAUAUGAAAUUCGGCUCACAUUUGGCGAUCACCAGUGCCAAAUCGCAAAUAGUAGAACACGAGAAGGAGUUGGAGUCCAACGAAGCUUUGGAAGACAAUGAUGAAUUUUCCGUCAAGUUUGAUAAGGCUGUCAAGUUGAAGCUCAUAAGUUUGGUAGAGCAGCAUUCUAUUCUUUGGGAUAGCGAACACGCUGAACACCUAAACUUAGAGAAACGAGAUCAAAUCUGGGAGACCAUCGCGGAGCAAAUGAAUUUCACCAAGGCCACGGUUAAAGCUUUGUGGACUCGCUUGAGAAACGUCUAUCGUGGUCGAACAUUGCGAUCGAUGAAAGGGUUGAUGCGCCAGAACAAUCCACUGCUGCGCGAGCCGGUUUACGUGAGGUUACGUGCAUUACUCGAUGGGCACAUGCAGCUGGGAAAAUUUAGCGCCAAAGCCAUCGCAAAACCUUUGUGCUAUCAAAAACGUAAGGAGAAAGAAGUCAACCUGGAUAUUGAAUCGGGACCAUUUCCAACAUUGGAAGCCAAGGUCCAAUUUGUGCAGGAGGUGAUCAAACAUGAGCUACUGUGGAACAGUAGUCACGCUGACUAUUUCAAAUCAGAGAUGCGUGGUGCCGCUUGGACGCAGAUUGCAGGCAUGUUCGAAAACUGCGAAGUGAACGAUGCCAAAUCUAUGUGGCGCCGUUUGCGCAACAAGCAUCGCCCACGAAGGCCUCGCAACGUUUUCAAAAACAUGGCCCAUACCUUCAACAACGAUGACGAAGAAGAACUCAACGAGGAAAUUAAGGAUCCAUUGUACGAACUAUUUUCCAAAAUGGCGGAGAGUUUGACCGGCGGUAGUGCUUUCGGUGAUCCCACGAUUGAUGGAGUGGAUGGCGAACCAUCGCAAAAGCGUCCCAGAGUUGCAAAGCGACGACUGCAAGAAGUUACGGAGGCAUUCAUGACCCACAAACGGCGAUUCACAGGGAAAAAGUUCUUUGAUGACGAAGGUUGCAUCAAAGUUAAAAAGGGAGGCACCGUUCGGUACGAGAAAAUCUGCGAAUUGUGCGGAAAAAGUAUAGAACGAUCUUUGUUCGAAUACCACAUGAACCAACACAACGGUAUAAGGCCUUACGAAUGUGCGUUUGAAGGCUGUGGCAAACAGUACAGUAACAAAAUUACACGUGAUCGUCACGAAAUCUUGAUCCAUCACGAGGAUAAUUACAAAUACAACUGCGAUCAAUGCGAUGAGAGGUUUAAAUAUCGAAGUACCUUCGAUUACCACUACGCAGUCAAACACGAGAGUCAGAUGGUUCCUUGUCCAGUGUGCGGAAAACUCCUGAAGCACAAGUCUCUUAUUCGCGAGCACGUGAGACGACAUACCGGCCACUUUCCGUGCCCUGUCUGCGGCAAGAUAUUGCAGAAGAAGUAUUCUCUUGAUGUGCACAUGCGGACCCACACCAACGUGAAACCGUACGCAUGUGACAUGUGCGGUCAGCGUUUCAUGUUGAAAGUACAACUGAAGACCCAUCUGGCGAAGGUUCACCAAAUGGAGUGGGAAGUAUUUGUAGCAACGUACGGCGACAAAAACGGACAACCGUGAAAAAAUGUUUUUUUUCUUCACAUUUCUAAGAAUUCCAAAGAUCUGUUGAUCUGCUAUUUAUAUGUAGCUAUUACUUAUUGAUGCUUAAUAAUAUUCAUUAAAAUACAACAGAAUAAAAAUACGAAUCAAUAAAUAUGUUAAAAGAAUACAA